Molecule: messenger RNA, 1754 nt
Organism: Phialemonium atrogriseum
Lineage: Eukaryota; Fungi; Ascomycota; Sordariomycetes; Cephalothecales; Cephalothecaceae
Product: putative integral membrane protein
Exons: 2
Coding region: 334-1425 (363 amino acids)
Biological process (GO): fungal-type cell wall organization
Cellular component (GO): cell cortex of cell tip; plasma membrane
Source: RefSeq, a predicted model, not a curated record
CGUGGACUGACCCUGGACCGUUGCCCGCAAUGGAGGGUUGCACCAGUUGAUAAGCUUGGCUGGAGAUUUAUCACCCCCGCUGCUCAAAUAAUUCAUGUCUUCCCGCAUCUGCGUGUAUCGUCGUCCUUGCUGAGGACUUUCUAGGCCUCGUCUCCUUGGCUGUCCAGUUGGGUUACCCAUCCAACCAUACGUGGCUCGAUAUCUCCACACAGCACUGUUCCAUGAGAGAUGCUACUUGUUGCUUCAAGGUGUUGCAGCUUCUCCCUUUUCCUCUCUUUUUUUCCUUUUCCACCAUUCAGCCCAGCUUGAGCGUUAAUACUUGCUUCGCAAAUCAUGGCGGCCAGACAACCGCUGUUCACCUUUCUUCCUCUCGUCUCCUCUCUGCUUUCCUUCAUCUUGGUUCUCCUCCUCCUCCUUGCUGGAACAAAUAACGUCCUUUCCGGCCUCUACUAUAUCAAGACGGACACAACUGGAUUCUCGGUCUCUUCCAAGCUCUCCAGCUCCACCUACCUACAAGACCUCUCCGCAGUUUCAGGCGCAGACCUAGUCGGCCAGCCCUCCACCGCCUCAUCUCUCGGUCUCGCCGAAACCUACACGGUCCUACUGCUCACCUCGUGCGCCCACUUCCCCGACGGCGCCGUCUCCUGCUCCCACCCCAGCCUCAGCUUCUCCUUCGACCCACGCACCGACCUCCGCCUGGACAGCACCUCCCUACAGGGUACCUACCCCCAGUCCCUCCUCUCCGCCCUCUCCCACCACCGCAAAACCACCCGCUUCGUCGCACCCGCCUACAUCCUCGCCGCCGCCCUCCUCGUCCUCGCGCCCCUCCUAGCAACCCUCUCCCCGCCCUCCUUCCCCGCCCUCGCCGCCCCGGCCCUAUCCGCCCUCGCCGCGCUCCUCCUCCUCGCCGCGGCCGCCGCGGCCGCCGCCUCCUCCCGCGCCGUCGACUCCGCCUUCAACGCCGCCCUGCGCGAGACCGGCCUGUCCAGCUCGACCGGCAGGCCCGCGCCCGCCGUGGCCGUCGGCGUCGCCGCGUUCGCGCUCGCCCUACUCGCCGCCGUCGUGCUGGUCGUGCGGGCGCGGCGCGACCGUCGCGUCGGGGGGGCCAUGCAGCGCGGGGGGGAGAAGAAGGGGGCUGGCGGUCUGCUGGGCGGCCGCGUGCCGUGGGGGAGGCAUCGGUAUGCGCCGGUCGAUGACCGGGUUGCGCUGGUGGGGAAGGGUGGGUAUGAGGGGUCGCGGCACCAGGAGGGGGUUGUUUUCGAUUCGUCUGAGGGCGGGGGGAGGCACUUGGAUGAUAACUGGGCUGCUGAGGAUGAGUAUUCGGCUGGUGGGCGGGGCAUCCCCUUGAAAUCGCUGGGAGUGGGCGUUAAGCAGAGGAGGGAUAUGAAUACGGCUUAUGAGCCGUACAGCAGUGCGCCAAGUUGAGGUGUUGUGGCCUAGGGGCUGAAUACUAGUUAGGCGUUAACUUGGGCUUCUGGUGUUGAAAAAGAUGUCACAGUUUUAGGGGUUUGCAUUUAUUUUCAGGACUCGCCCGGGCAUGUGUAUUUAUGUUCGGUUUGCAAUGCCUACCUACGUAAACUGAGGCUUCUGAGGGAGAGCCAUGAUCCUGGUGCAUCAUGUGAAGCUAGGGGGCUGACGUCUACAAUCGGUGAUAAUAGGGGUCAGGGGAUUGCAAACAAAAUUGAGCAUACGUCGGUCCACAUCUAAUUAGCGCGCAGAAAUGAAGCUGAGAGCACCAACCAGAAUAUGAUUAA